Messenger RNA from Raphanus sativus (radish), 2816 nucleotides. RefSeq names its product filament-like plant protein 5. Lineage: Eukaryota; Viridiplantae; Streptophyta; Magnoliopsida; Brassicales; Brassicaceae. Bases 241 to 2673 code for a protein of 810 amino acids. The record is from RefSeq and is a predicted model, not a curated record. The transcript has 6 exons.
UCUGUUUGUGGAGCGUCAAAGUUGAAAAAAAAGCGACAGCAUAAAUCAAUCAUCAUCCACCCGCUCCAUCUUCUCUGGCACAACUACGCUCCUCCCACUUUCUUUCUUCUUCCUUUCUUUCUUCUGUCUCUUUGUAGCUUUGACGAAUGUUCUUUGGUCUUCCCCAGCUCUGAAACGUUUUCGUGUGGAAUCAACUGUUGUCUCGGCAGAGUGUGAUCUUGAGAAAGGAGCAGUAAGAAAAUGGACGGUAGAAGUUGGCCAUGGAAGAAAAAGUCUUCAGACAAAGCCACGACCGAGAAACCAGUGGUUGGAAACGAGUCAACUAAUGUCUCUUCUUUGUCCUACCUAGCAUCCCUCGAGAGUCAGGAGAAGUGUAAGAAUACAAAUUAUGUUCAGAUAACUAUGGAUUCAUACACGCAUCUGAGUAGAAUGGAGGAUCAAGUCAAAGCAUAUGAGAGUCAAGUUAAGGAUCUUCAUGAAAAACUCACCGCUGCACAAUCAGAGCUAAACACUAAAGAAUGUUUGAUUCUUCAGCAUGCCAAAGUCGCCGAAGAAGCUGUUUCAGGUUGGGAGAAGGCUGAUGCAGAGGCUUUGGCACUCAAACGUCAACUUGAAUCUGUUACACUCUUAAAGCUCACUGCAGAGGAUCGAGCAUCGCAUCUGGACGAUGCGCUGAAAGAGUGCACGAGACAGAUAAGGACUGUGAAAGAUGAGAGCGAGCAGAAGCUUCAAGCCGUGGUUCUUGCCAAAACCCUUCACUGGGACAAGAUCAAAGCCGAGCUCGAAGGAAAGAUCGACGAGUUAAACCAAGGACUACACCGAGCAGCUUCCGACAACGCAUCACUCACAAGAUCGUUGCAAGAACGGUCAGAGAUGGUAGUAAGGAUCAGGGAGGAAAGGUCUAAAGCCGAAGCCGAGGUUGAAAGGUUAAAGACUAGUCUUCAGUUAGCUGAGAAGGAGAUCAGCUCGCUCAAGUACGAUGUCCACGUGGCUUCAAAAGAAGUAGAGAUCCGCAACGAGGAGAAGAACAUGAGCUUGAAGUCAGCGGAGAACGCGAACAGACAGCAUCUCGAAGGAGUGAAGAAGAUUGCAAAGCUCGAAGGAGAGUGUCAGAGGCUGAGAGGGCUUCUGAGGAAGAAGCUCCCUGGUCCUGGUGCCAUGGCUCAGAUGAAGCAAGAAGUCGAAUGCUUAGGACAUGAACUCGCAGCAGACCCUAAGUGGGAAGAGUGCAGAAGACGCGCAGUGGAGAUGGAGGAGGAGAUUCAGACGCUCAAAGAACAGCUCGCUUCUCGUAGCAACGAGCUGAGUGUUUCGAGAAACGUGUGCGCCAAGACUCUUGGAAAGCUUAAGGCUCUUGAAGGACAGAUGCAGAGUAGUAAUCAGUAUCAGCCUAGUGUCACCUCGGUGUCAGAAGAUGGAUUUGAUGAAGAAGGAAGCUCCUCUGAGUGUGGUGGUGGUGAUUCUCAUAAAGCGAGGAAAGCAGCAAACGUCGAUGGCGGCUCCUCAAAGCCUAGGGUGUUGUCUAAUAAUAGACUUGAGCUGAUGGAUGACUUCCUGGAGAUUGAGAAGUUAGCAGCAGCCAGUGAUCCUAACUCAGCUUCAAAGUCUUGCAACAGCGCCUGCAGUAGGUACAGUGAGCAGGAUGAUUAUACAGCGCUUGAUCAGCUGCUGCGUUCAAGAAUCAGUAGAGUGUUCGAAUCUCAAGAAGGCGUUAUUAGCGUUGAGAAAAUAGUCGAAGCCACGAGAGUUUUGAUCCAAGGAUCAUGGACCAAACAGCUCUCAAGUCCUCUGUUUGAAGUUGCUAAUGAAACUAUGGAGAAGCAUGUUUUGUCAUCUCAAGACAGCAACAACAAGGCUACAUUGGUAGAUAAAGAGGUUGGAGAUUCAGAAUCUUAUCCACCAGGGGACACAUUUGCUAAGGAUGAUUCAACAUCUAAGAGCUCGUUGAAAGAGCUAAAGUUGGAGAAAGAAAACAUUGAACUCGAAUUAUCAAGAUGCUUGCAGAAUCUUGAAAGUACAAAGUUGGAGUUGGAAGAGAAAGAGCAGGUCAUAGCAGAGAUGAACUCGCAGAGAGACCUGCAAAGCUUGGCAGAAACUCAGCUCAAAUGCGUGACCGAGUCAUACAAGACGCUGGAACUCCAUGCCAAAGAUUUAGAAGCUAAAGUGAAAAUAUUGGAAGAAGAGACAGAGAGACUUGAAACGGCGUUCUCCACAGAAAGGCGUGGACAUGAGGAGACUCUAGCUAAAUGCAAAGACCUUCAAGAAAAUAUGCAAAGGAAUGAGACUUGCAGAGAGUGUUCAGCAUCCAAACUCCAACCUAAUCAGGAGAAAGACAUAGCAUCAGCAACCGAGAAGCUUGCAGCUUGCCAAGAAACGAUUCACUUACUCAGCCAACAAUUGCAAUCCUUGCAACCUCAGAGCAACCACGUUCCCAAAUCUCAAUCUCCUGAGAAGAAGCUUCAACACUACAAAACCUCAGAAGCAGAAGAUGAUGUUCCUCAUGAUGAUCAUAACAUUCAGCCAUCUCAUUCUUUUAGACACACGGUGAAUCCAACAGUCCAUGCGAUUAUCAAGUCUAGCUCGGUUUCUUCAUCUUCUAGAGAAGAUGGUGAGAAGCAUACGCGCGGGUUAGGACGUUUCUUCUCAUCCAAAUCGAAGAACAGUGGACGUUAAGAAAGCUAGGAGAUAAACAUACUCAUUUAUCUGCUUGUUCGUUUUGAUCUUCAUCUUCCUUCUUGAUAUGUGUAUAUGUUUUAUAAUGCGUUUUUGAGUGUGUGAGAAGAGAACAGUUUAGUUGAGAUCAGUCCUUGUCUUAA